Messenger RNA from Colossoma macropomum (tambaqui), 1266 nucleotides. Its product is annotated as protein mono-ADP-ribosyltransferase PARP10-like. The record is from RefSeq and is a predicted model, not a curated record. Lineage: Eukaryota; Metazoa; Chordata; Actinopteri; Characiformes; Serrasalmidae. Bases 31 to 1266 code for a protein of 411 amino acids. The transcript is spliced from 5 exons. Gene Ontology annotation, molecular function: nucleic acid binding.
CUCCGCUCCAACAAGCCCACAGACUUCAGGAUGGCUGAUGAUAACCUGGAGGAGAGGAGUGUGGAGGUUUUGGAGAUCCCUGAUCAUGUGGACGACGAUCUGCUGCUGCUUUACUUCGAGAGCAAACGCUCUGAAGGAGGAACCGUCAUUUCUGUGGAGCGGAGUGGAGACAGAGCUCUGCUAGUGUUCGAACAGCCUGAGGUGGCUGCGAGAGUCGUAUCUAAAGGCUCCCACAAGCUCAGUGAUGCCGAACUGAUAGUGCGGAGGAAACCCCCAAAGGAUCGUGGGAAGUUUCUGCUGCGGGGGCUCUCCUCCAGCACCAGCCUGGAGUUGGUGGAGCUGUACGUGGAGAACCUGAUGGGAAUCAACUCUGAUGAUUACACUCUGUACCCCUCAGCUGGAAAAGACCUGGUCCUGAUAAACCUCCACACACCUCUUUCUCAGGAUUUUCAGAAGAUUUGUAGCAAAGCUUCCAAAAAGAAAUGGGAUGGAGCGACAAUCACUCUGGAGCAGGUGGAACGCACAGACUCUGUUUUGGUGGAGAAUCUGCCCCCCAGUGUUGGGGAGGACAUGCUGACACUGUAUUUUGAGAGCGGUCGUGGUGGAGAGGGAAAGGUGAUGGACAUCAGCAGGACGGCUGGAGGAUCCACCAAGAUCACUUUCAAAGAUGUAGAAUGUGUGGACCGUGUGCUCCAGAAGUCCCACAAACUGGGGGAAACAAACUUCUUAGUAAAACCAUGCUUUCCUUUUUUGGAAGCAGAUGGAAACAAAGCAUUUGUGAAAUCGCCACAUGGGAUAAAUCAGCUCUCGGAUGACCAGAACCAGACUGGCGCUAACUCUCUCACGUCUUUAAACGAGUCUCUCUCUGACCUCCUGAUCUGCAGCUCAUCACAGCCCCCCAGAACAGCUCACCAUCAUGCAGAUUCCAGCCCAAAAUCCAAACAGCCUCCCAGUCCUGCUACUCCAACUCCAACAGCUUUUCCAUUGGAAGAUGCUGAAAAAGAUGCAACAGUGAUGGUUCAGUCUGACACAGAACCAGUGGAGUUCCAGAUACCUGUGUCUGACCCCACCAAACUCCAGCUGAUCGGCUUAAGUAACCUGCUGGAUGAUCUCAAACCGACGUAUCCUAAUUUUGAUGUCACUGUAGCGCAGGACAGCGUGAACGUUAAAGGCUUCGGCCGACUUCAAGCCGAACAGCUCAAAAACAAACUUCUGGAGUUUCUCUGCGGCUUUUCGCAGGUGCGUCUGCCACUGAGCAUCCCAUAA